Molecule: messenger RNA, 778 nt
Organism: Acomys russatus (golden spiny mouse)
Lineage: Eukaryota; Metazoa; Chordata; Mammalia; Rodentia; Muridae
Gene: Clec4e
Product: C-type lectin domain family 4 member E
Exons: 6
Coding region: 4-654 (216 amino acids)
Biological process (GO): antifungal innate immune response
Cellular component (GO): external side of plasma membrane
Molecular function (GO): carbohydrate binding
Source: RefSeq, a predicted model, not a curated record
AGAAUGAUUUCAACUGAAUCACCUGCAUCUCACCACACAGAGAGAAGAUGCUUCAAGAAUUUCCAAGUGCUCGCAUGGACCAUGGCUGGGGCCGCAAUCCUGCUUCUCAGUGCCUGUUUCAUCACCAGAUGUGUUGUAACGUACCGCAGCUUUCAAAUUUAUGGGCAGAAAAGGUUACAGCCACAUGAAACUAUUAAGGAGCUUUCCUGCUACAAUGAAGCCUCAGGUUCAGUCAAGCCUUGCUGUCCUUUGAACUGGAAACAUUUUCAAUCUAGUUGUUACUUUUUCUUUACUGAGGCGGCCCUGUCCUGGCCAUCGAGCUUAAGGAACUGCUCAGACAUGGGAGCUCACCUGGUGGUUAUCAACACAUGGGAAGAGCAGGAAUUCCUUUUUCACACAAAACCUAAAAGGAAAGAGUUUUAUAUUGGACUGACAGACCAGGUGGUGGAGGGUCAGUGGAGAUGGGUUGAUGACACACCUUUCACAGAGUCCCUGAGCUUCUGGGAUGCUGGGGAGCCCAACAACAUAGUUUUGGUGGAGGACUGUGCCACCAUAAGGGAGUCUUCAAAUCCCAGGAAGAACUGGAAUGAUCUGCCCUGUUUCUAUAAUAUGCCUUGGAUUUGUGAAAUGCCAGAAAUAAGGCCUUUGGACUAAGUACAAGGGGGCACAGGAGACAUGGUUUAAAUGCAACAUUCAACAUGGGAAAACGUCCGCAAUCUAUCAUAAGGACCAUAUAUGUAUGUGUCACUCUGAUAUGAGUUGUUCCCAUUGUUAAAAA